AUGGCGGUGGUGCCGCCCGACGCUGCCGCAGCAAGACCUCCGGGCGCGGCUGAGCAGCAGCGGCGACGCCAGGACGGCCGCCCCGCAUCGCUCGACCCAGAGCUGGAGGCGGCGCUGCGCCGCGAGCGCGCACGAGAGUAUGGGCGUGGUGUGCGGCAAAGCCUGGCGGCCUGGCACCAGCGCUUCUCGGCCAAGCGGCAAGAGCAGCUGGCGGCGCAGCGGGAGCAGUGGGAGGCGGAGCGCACGGCCCGCUUGGCACGCCUUGCUGAGAAGCAGCAACAGCAGCUGCUGCAGCUGCGGCGCGUCACACCCAGGCGAGGCAUCCCGCGCCUGCCCCUCGGCACAGCUGCCAGCGGCGACGCCGAACGCGCCAUGCCUGCAGCCCUGCCGCAUGCAGUUCAGCAGCUGGACACCCAGCUGGCAGUGCCCAGCAGCAGCCGGGUCUCGGCCCCAGCCCAGCACCCGCAGCAGCAGCCAGGACCUGGCCCCAACAGCCCACCCAGCAGCAGCCCAGGCGCUGCAUCGCGGCUGCCGCGGCCCCACCAGGCGGCCGGAAUGGAAGGGGUUGGUUGUGAAACUCCAGCUGCAUCAGGAACAGACACGCCUGCAGCUGCUGAUGUGCUGCCAGACCCGCUGGUGGGCCUGCUUGCCGAGCUGCUGGCAGCGGAGGGCCCUGGCGACCGUUUCAGCAUCAUCAACCUGUUCAUAGAGGAGCAGCUGCACCUGCCGGAAGCAGCAGACGCAGCGGCGAGUGCACGCCAGCCUGGGCUGGGAAGAAGAGGCGCGUUAGCGGCUGCCGAACCCAAGGCGGGCCGCAAGCCGCCGCUUGGCAUCCCGCAGCCUGCACGCCCGCCCCGCGAGCCAGCGGAUGAAGCAGGGGCAGGGCAGCAGCUGGGCCAGCAGGCAGCGGCUGAGCGGGCCUAUGCAGCGGCUGACGUAGAGAAUGUGCCAGCCAAUGUGCGGCACCGGCGCACCAACAGCGUGCUGCUGCCGCACUUUGACGCUGCUGCUGCCGAGGAUCAGGAGCAUGCACCCUCCCAUGCCGGCACUGCCAGCGCAGAGAUUGACCAGCGGCAAAGCAUCAUCUCUGCGGCACCAGUGCAGCAGCAGCAGCAGCAGCAGCAGCAGCAGCAGCAGCUAACAAGUUCGCGGCAACCGACCGAGCCGCAGCACCCGCCACAGGAGGCCAAGGCGCCAGCAUUGCCUGCGGCAGCAGGCAGUCCGCUGGCGCAGCCUCUGCACCAGCAGCAGGCCUACAGCUUGCUGGGCAAGCACCUCUACGUGCACCAGUGGCUGCAGGCUUCGGCGGCUGACCCGGCGGCAGCUGGCUCGCCGCCUGCCAGCAGCAUAGCGUACUCAGCAGAUGCAGACCACCGGCCUACAGCUGAGGUGGACACGCUUUCCAGCCGGCAGUCCUCAGCUGCACACACCGUGCAGCCCAUGUCUCCGGCAGCUGCUGCGGGGCUUGGUGCAGGGGUGGGCAGCGCUGCAGCAAUGCUGCAGGAACAGCCGCAGCUGGUCCCAGCCGCCGACAUUGCUGUUGCCCCAUUGGCGCUGCCCGUGGCGACCACUGCUGCACCUGCCCCGGCUGCCCCCACCACUGUAGCUGCCCUACAUGCCUCCACGGCAGUCCCAGCCGUGCCCAGCAUUAUCUCCAGCACCAGCAAGACCGUCUCUGUCGUGACCAGCAUCCGGCGGCCAGGGGCGCCGCUGCCCCCGGGCAGCAGCUCGCAGCCGCCAGAUGGCAGCACCACGCUGUCUGGCAGCCUGGACUUUGGCGCUGCAGCACUGCAUCAGCCAGGUGGAUGUACGCCGCUGCCAGUGGCGCAGGCCGAGACCAAGAUGCAGCAGGAGGGGCGGCGUUUGGAGCCAGAUGCAGAAGAGAAGCAGCAACCAGAAGAUCAGCAGGUGCUGGACGAUGAACACAAUAAAUGCCUACCAGGCGCAGAGCCACAGUCUGUUACUGCGUCUGGAAGCGAGGGAUCGGAUGCUGCAGGCAGCGCGGGCCACAGCAGCGAUGCACAUGAGGCCCUGGUUGAUGUGGACCUGCCGGCACUGCCGGAAGCACCAGCAAGCACCAGCCGCAGCUUCGACAGUUCAUCUCCUCUAAGCAGCACCGGCACCAGUGCAAAUGGCUCCGCUGCAUCAGAUGAGAUGCCGGCCCGGCCAGCAGCCGCAGCGGCCGCUGCUCAGGCGGAGCAGCCUGCAGCUUCUGUGGUGGCGUCUGCUGAUGCUGCAGCCCGCGGCUCAGAGCAGAGCGAGGGCGCAGCGGAGCAGAGCGUGGACAGCUACUCUGCUGACUCUGACUUUGAAGGCAGCCAUGUGGAGAUCAGCUACGGAGAUCAGUAUGGCAGCCUGCCGUCAAGCCGCCGACACUCCUCGGCAGCCAGCCAGCAGCCGGGCCUUGCAGCAGCAGCUGCUGCUGCAUCGUCAGGGAGCGAGCCUGCGUCCCACACCCAGCAAGCAGGGGAGCAGGCAGCAAGUGGGGAAGCUGUGCUUGCUGCUGCCGCCAGCCCGAGCCCACCACCUUCAGAGACGCGUGCGGGCCUGACGGGCAGCAGCCCACGGCCCUCCAUCUCCCACUCGCAGCCGGAGCAGACGCCUCGGCAGCAGCUGCAGCGCCCCAGGAGCCCGCUGCAUGCGAUGGAUGAUCGCUACCCAGGCAGCCGGCCCACCUCAGCCGGCGAGCUGCUUGCCAGCGGUUCCUCCCUGCAGCGGCUGGGCUCGGGUGGCAGCAGGCCGCUGUCGCCCGCCUCCCAGCCCAGCAGCCGGCGCGCCACAGGCGACGGCAGCUGCAGCCGCCCGGGAUCACCUGCUGGAGCGGGGCCAGCAGCUGCCCGGCUCACCUCUGCAGCAGAGGCUGCUGGGCGUGUGUCGCAGCAGGAGGCCUCUGAGCAGCUAAGCUCAGCCAGCAGCCCAAGGGAGAGCAGCAGCGCAAGCGACAGCCCGUAUGCCCUGCUGCGCUUUGGCACAGAGCCUGAGGAAGGCGCUGCUGGCAACGCCGAGGCUGCGCCAGGCGCCCCUGGCAGCCCAGACAUCGAUGCGCCGGCAGAGGCGGCCGGGAGCCCGCCGGGCACCCCGGUGCUCCUCUCGCCUGCCGACGCCGACGCCGCCUCCUGCCCCGGCUCGGCCCGCGUGGAGGAUGCCACCGUGGUUCAGACAGAGGAGCACGUGCGCGGGUAUCUUGGGGAGGUGCUGGAGUAUUUUUGGGAGCAGCGGGCCGAGGCGUUUGCCGCGGGGCAGGCGCAGCCGCUGGAGCUGGAGGGCUACCUGGCCAUCGAGCGGCGACGACCCGCCUGCGGCGACCCGCAGCACAUCUUCAACAAGCUGCUGUUCGACGCCGCCAACGAGGCCUUUGUGGUGCACUACAGCCAGGCCCUCGAAUCGUACACUGGCCGCCUGGCGCCGCGCCUGGCGCUGCUGAGCCGGGAGCGGGUGGAGCAGAGCGUGGUGCUGCGGGUGCUGCGCUGGGCGGGCCUGGGCGGCGGCGGCGGCGGUGGCGGCGAGGCUGGGCUGGGUGCCUUGCUUGCAGAGGAUGCAGCGGAGGAGGAACGCGUGCUGGCCCAGCUGACGAGCGCGAUGCACGCCGACCUGGCGGCGGCGGCGGCAGCAGGGGCAGCGCCGCCAGCCGUGCCCCGGCCGGAUGCGCCGGCGGCAGGGGAGGUGCCUGGGGUGGCGGCGGGAGGGUGA
Molecule: messenger RNA, 3690 nt
Organism: Chlorella variabilis
Lineage: Eukaryota; Viridiplantae; Chlorophyta; Trebouxiophyceae; Chlorellales; Chlorellaceae
Exons: 6
Coding region: 1-3690 (1229 amino acids)
Source: RefSeq, a predicted model, not a curated record